ACCAGACGUCGCUCCAUUUAGUUGCAAAUCGCUUCGCUUCUCAGAUGGUAGUAGCUCAACGCAUUUCUGACGUCUGCUAUCCACAUGGGCGGGUCUCAGUCGUCCAGCGCGCACUCCGCGGCCCAGGCCGAAGAGGCGAAGACCAGCUAUUACGAGCUGCUUGGGGUGGAGAGAACCGCCACUGAUGAAGAGGUCAAGAAGGCCUACCGCAAGAAGGCACUCGAGCUCCAUCCCGACCGCAACUAUGGCGACGUCGAACGUGCCACGGCCCUCUUCGCCGAAGUCCAGUCUGCCUACGAAGUCCUCUCCGACAAGCAAGAGCGCGCCUGGUACGAUGCGCACGAGGGAGAUAUCCUGCGGGGCGGCGAUGGUGGAGGGGAGGCACACUACGAGCACAACAUGCGCGUCACAACCGCCGACGAUAUAUCGCGCAUGCUAGGCAAAUUUCGAGGCAACGUCGAGUUCUCAGACUCGCCCAGCGGCUUCUUUGGUUUCGUGAGGGAGACUUUCGAGCAGCUUGCGCGCGAGGAGGAGCAUGCCGCCAACUACGAGGGGAUCGAUGCGCCCAACUACCCCUCCUUCGGCCACAAAGACGACAUGUACGAGGAUGUGGUCAAGACUUUCUACACCGCUUGGAACGGCUUUGCUACCAAGAAGGCGUUUGCCUGGAUGGACGUCUACCGGGUAUCCGAUGCCCCAGACCGCCGCGUGCGCCGGCUCAUGGAAAAGGAGAACAACAAAUUCCGCGAGGAAGGCAGACGGCAAUUCAACGAUGCCGUUAGGGCCCUCCUGCACUUUGUUCGGAAGCGAGACCCGCGUUAUACUCCGAGUACACAGACAGAGGAGGAGCGUGCCAAGGCGCAACGGGCAGCCACCAAGGCACAAGCCGCACGGGCAAUGGCAGCGCAUGCAGCUAAGACGCAAGAAGCAGUUCCAGCUUGGGCCGUUGCAAGGGAUCUGGAAGAGGAGGAGGAAGAGGAAGAGGAGGUUGAGGAGGAACACUACGAGUGUGUAGCUUGCCACAAGAUGUUCAAGAGUGAGCGACAGUGGGAAGCGCAUGAGAAGAGCAAGAAGCACCAGAAGGCCGUUCAGACGCUCAAGAGGAAGAUGCAGAAGGAGAAUGCUUAUCUCAACCUCGAUGGUGACAUUCCAAGCAGCGGAAUGAUGACGCCCGUGUCCGAGGACGAAGUCUUAGGAGAUGGUGAGGCGGCUAGCGGACUGGAUGGUUCUAUUGGUGAGUUUACUGAGGGCGUGGAGAAUAUGGAAGCUCGGGAGAAGGACGAAGAGGAAGUUAAAAUGGAUGCCGAAGAGCCAGAUAAUCGGGAGUCCGACGACGGAGUACCUGACCCACAACCCAAAGCCCCUACAUCCCCUGAUACAGCCUCAUCUGAUGAGGACGACGAAUACGCUUCACGUUCCGAUAUCGAGGCAAGACUAGCUGGAUUCAAAAUUAAUCCGACUACAGAUAUAGGUACAGAAACCCCUGAUAGCGAGCUGAUUCCGGAUUCCGAACCCGCUGUGCCGAAGUUGGGAAAAGCAAAGCAAAAGAAGGCGAGGAAGGCAGCUAAGCUAGCUGGGCUCGACCAACCAGAACUGAAGCACAAAUGCGUAGUUUGCAAUUCAGCAUUCCCUUCUAAGACUCAGCUCUUCCAGCAUAUUAAGGACCUGGGACACGCAGCACCCAUCUCGGUUACGAAGUCUGGUGGUGGUGCAUCAAAAAAGGCUGGGAAGAAGAAGAAAUAGAUAUCAUGUUCGCAUGCAGCGACGGCCUUGCGAGUUAGGAAUGAUGAUGUGAUAGAUCACGCAUGGGUUCACGCUGACUAGACGGCUACUCUCUGCAUAGCAUUGGCGUUUGUUGGACGAGAAUUUACGGUUGCAUAUCAAGACGUAGAGCGACGGAUCUACUUGAAUAUAUGGUUCUCAUGGCUGGCGCAUGACAAC
Messenger RNA from Lindgomyces ingoldianus, 1941 nucleotides. RefSeq names its product DnaJ-domain-containing protein. Gene Ontology annotation, cellular component: cytoplasm. NCBI's taxonomy places the organism in Eukaryota, Fungi, Ascomycota, Dothideomycetes, Pleosporales, Lindgomycetaceae. Gene Ontology annotation, molecular function: zinc ion binding; nucleic acid binding. The record is from RefSeq and is a predicted model, not a curated record. The transcript has 2 exons. Bases 85 to 1743 code for a protein of 552 amino acids.